Messenger RNA from Spinacia oleracea (spinach), 921 nucleotides. RefSeq lists its product as uncharacterized. The record is from RefSeq and is a predicted model, not a curated record. NCBI's taxonomy places the organism in Eukaryota, Viridiplantae, Streptophyta, Magnoliopsida, Caryophyllales, Amaranthaceae. The transcript has a single exon. Bases 1 to 921 code for a protein of 306 amino acids. Gene Ontology annotation, molecular function: zinc ion binding; nucleic acid binding.
AUGUUCAAGAAGUUCGCUUCUCAUAAACCCCCUACUUAUGAUGGCAAGCCAGACCCUACUGAAUUUGAGGAAUGGAUUAGCGAUAUGGAGAAGUUAUUUGAUGCAACUCAAUGCCCCGAGAAAUGGAAGGUCAACUAUGUUGUCUUUUACUUGAAAGGACAAGCCAACCUGUGGUGGAAAAGUGUUAAAGGAGUCCAAAAUGAGCCUGGUUUUGGUUGGGAAAAACUGACGGAAGCUAUGCGGGAACAAUUUUACCCCUAUUCUCUACAAAUGCAAAUGGAAUCGGAAUUUAUCAAAUUGAGUCAAGGAAAGAAAAAUGUUCUAGAAUAUGCAGUGAAAUUCAAUGAGCUUGCUCGAUUUGCCCCUGACCUGGUGACUACCGAUAGGCAAAGGAUGAAUCGAUUUGAAGGAGGAUUAAGCAUUGAGAUCCGUGAUCGUCUUUCGAGUUCUAGAAUUUCCACUUUCCAAGAGUUGUACGAUCGAGCAAUUAACGUCGAAAGAAUUAUCAAGCUUCGAGAAGAAACAUAUGGAAAACGAAAAGGGAGCUUCGAAGAAAAUCAACCGAACAAUAAGAAACAAAAUGUCAAUGUCAGCUAUCAAGGAGGGAAUAACGGAAACCAAAGCUUCAACAAGAAUCGUGGAUGCGCCAAGUGUGGAAGAUGGAACCAUACUGAGAAAGAAUGUCGAAUUGGUACGCGAGAUUGCUUCAAAUGUGGUAGCAAAGAUCACCAAAUCAGAGAUUGUCCUCAAAUACAUCGAGAGCAAGGUGAUAGGAGAAACGAUGAAAACAAAGGAAAUGGUGGCACUACAAAUUUCAACCGUAAUCCCCCACGUGGAACAACUUCGAAUGGAAGAGUGUUUUUAAUGCAAGGAAAAGACGAUGACGCAAAUGACAAUGACGACUUCGCUAGUAUGGAGUAA